This is a messenger RNA of Truncatella angustata, 477 nucleotides long. Its product is annotated as acyl-CoA N-acyltransferase. Bases 1 to 477 code for a protein of 158 amino acids. Gene Ontology annotation, molecular function: acyltransferase activity, transferring groups other than amino-acyl groups. The transcript has a single exon. The record is from RefSeq and is a predicted model, not a curated record. NCBI's taxonomy places the organism in Eukaryota, Fungi, Ascomycota, Sordariomycetes, Amphisphaeriales, Sporocadaceae.
AUGGCAAAAGUGGGCAGAGAGACUUUUGCUGCGACUUUUACUUCAAUACAAAAAGACCUCCUUGAGAGCUACUUGAAGACAACAUAUUCGGCCGACGCUAUCACGGCGGAGUUUGCGGAUCCUAGCAAGACCUACAUGGUGGCAAGGAACCGCGUUGGUGAAGUUGUGGGAAUCGCGCAACUUCACCGAGCGCAGAAUCAUCCGUGUGUACAGUCUCAAGCACAUGAAAUGGCAGUUAUGCAGAAGGUAUAUGUCGAUACUGCGGCUCAUGGUCAGGGUAUAGGCCCAAAACUAGUUGGUUCUAUAGAACAGUUGGCUCGGAAAGAGGGGAUCAAGUAUGUAUGGCUGCGGGCCACUGAUCAUAAUGUGAGGGCCCAUAGGCUAUAUCAGAAGCUUGGAUAUGAGAAAAAAAGCGAGAUCCACGAAAAAGAAGGGCCUUACGCUUGGACAGAUUACAUCUACGUCAAACAUCUCUGA